Molecule: messenger RNA, 1335 nt
Organism: Plasmodium vivax (malaria parasite P. vivax)
Lineage: Eukaryota; Apicomplexa; Aconoidasida; Haemosporida; Plasmodiidae
Product: Pv-fam-g protein
Exons: 1
Coding region: 253-711 (152 amino acids)
Source: RefSeq, a predicted model, not a curated record
GUUGCAUACAAAUGUAUUAUUAUAAAACAAUUUCGAUUUAAAUUUAUAAAUUUUGUUCUUUUCUCCAAUUUGCUUCUGUUCAAUUUAAAACCUUUCACAAGUUGGGAAUACUUUGCUUCAGGACAUAACUGCUUUGAUAAAAUUUCCCCCCUUCGUUUGCACACACGCGCGUUGAUUUUGCACAAGUGUGAGUACUUAUUUGGGAAUAUACACCUUUAAGAAAACACUUUUCGCCUGUAAACCUCAUCCACCAUGCAGCCCUUCCAGUUCGUACCCCAAGUAGAUAACAAAGUAAACGUUGUUUCAAUGCAGCCCUUUCAAAUGUAUGUCCCCAACCAUAAUAUGAUGGUUCCUCAAGCAUGCCCAGAAAACAUACAGCAGUAUCACCACCAGCCAAUCUUUUUCGAGCCCCUACCCCCAAUAUAUGUGAAAAACCAGUUGCUGCCAUCUCCUAUUCUGGUACAAAUGCCCACAACGGUGGUUGUUCAGAAUGAGUCCCAACCGGCAAUGGUGCUUAGUCAGCCACCCUCAAACAUCGUAGUCAAAAAUAAUCCUCCGACAUCCGUUUUUGUGAAGCAGUCCAAUCCUAAUGUAGUGGUGAAGAAUGAAGCGCCGCCAAAUUAUGUGCAGAGCGUCGAGGCGUGUCAGGAGGGAGUGGUGGCAGAUAUGAGCCGCCCCAUGAUGACCACCUUGAACAAAAAUAUUUUAUAAAUUCAGCAAGGUGUGGAGAAGUGUAUGUACAUGGGUAUGCUUCUAUUGCACGUGUGUGGGGGGGAGGAGCAACUCUACAGGAUUAACCCACGCUUAUGCCAAGUAGGGCUAAUUCAAAUGAGCGCUGGAGGAGUGUCCAGCGUGGGGUCCUCAACCGGAUAUGAUACCUCCAUCUGACGCAAUGGAUAAGCAUAUAAAGAAGUUGCCACGCGAGCGUGCACCUGUGUGUGGGGGGUAUGCGCUUAUAUAGACAUACAAUCAUACGUGCAGCAGACCCGCAUGCGUAUAUUUUUCCCCCUCCUCCGAGCUCACAAAUAGCCUGUUCGAUGAUGAAGACGACACUGCGAACACUUUCAUAUUAGCUUAAAGAUCCAAGUUUAGCAUAAGUGAAUAAAUGAGCCUGCUACAGAAAAGGGUUAAAAACAUUUAUGUAUCCAUUUUGUCUUCAUGGCUUGGCCACGAUGUAAACAUAUUUCGCUACCCCUUGAUGACAUACCGUUUUGUGCAGUUGUAAAAACAUAAUUUUGCAUAAAUGUAACUUUGUAUGUACAGUUUUUCAUUUUUUUUUUUUUUUUUUUUUUAAUGGAAAACUGCCAAUUUUGUUCUAUUAAAAGGGUAAUUGUU